Molecule: messenger RNA, 3285 nt
Organism: Haliotis rufescens (red abalone)
Lineage: Eukaryota; Metazoa; Mollusca; Gastropoda; Lepetellida; Haliotidae
Product: transcription initiation factor TFIID subunit 5-like
Exons: 19
Coding region: 22-2013 (663 amino acids)
Biological process (GO): transcription initiation at RNA polymerase II promoter
Cellular component (GO): transcription factor TFIID complex
Molecular function (GO): RNA polymerase II general transcription initiation factor activity; protein binding
Source: RefSeq, a predicted model, not a curated record
AAGUAAAAGAGUGCUUACCAAAUGGCGGACCCGGCAAGUAUGGAGGACGCUAAAGUUGAUAUAUCCGAAAAACAGACGUUACUCGCAGUGUUGCAAUUUCUCAAGAAACACAAUCUAAAGGAAACAGAGACUUUGCUAAAGAAAGAAGCCAAAGUCAGUGAUGAAGAGUACAAGACAGAAGACAGUGGGCCAAGCGCUUCAGAAGUCUCUCAUGCUUUAGCAGCUUACAAGAGUGAUGACGAUCCCAGCAUCUAUGAAGAUCUGUACACUGAUAUCAAAGCCUUCAUUGAUUCUUGUCUUGAUGUACACAAGGUGGAGUUGGCAACCAUCUUGUAUCCAGUAUUUGUACACAUGUAUCUGGAGCUUGUCUACAAUGACCAUGAACGUUUGGCGAAGAACUUCUUUGGAAAGUUCUCGCUGGACCAGGAGGAGUAUUACAAGGAGGACCUGAUGAAGCUGUCUACUGUGUACAAGAAGGAGCACAUGGCCGGCAACCAGCUGAUGGAUAACUUCAAAUCCAGCAAGUUCGUCAUCCGGAUGUCACGUGACUCCUACACACACCUCAAGCGCCACCUACAGGAGAAACAACUCUCUCGGCUUCUCAACAUCAUCCAGGAACAUCUCUUCAUAGACGUGUUUGAUGGGAUCCCCCGCAACAAGCAGCAGAUUGAUGCGUCCAGUGGGGGUCUGCUGGGGGAGUCGGACCGGGAAGCCAACAAGGUCAAGGUGUACUAUGGGUUGCUGAAGGAGCCAGAUCUCAACAUCCCCCUGGAAGAGGACGAGGACACCACAGAGGGGGAGGGGGACAAGCCAAAGAAAAAGAAACCAAAAAAAGACCCUCUGUUGAUGAAGAAGUCCAAAAAUGAUCCCAAUGCUCCAUCCAACACAAGAAUACCACUGCCCGAACUAAAAGACAUGGAUAAGAUCGAGAAAAUCAAUGCAUUCCGAGAAGCCAUGAAGAGAGUGAAAGUAGAUCGAGACCAUAUGCCGUCAGUGUGUUUCUAUACACUGCUCAACUCCUGUCAGGGUGUGACGUGUAUUGAGGUGUCAGAAGACUCCAGUCUCAUCAGUGUGGGCUUCAAUGAUUCCUUCAUCCGAGUUUGGUCCAUCACGCCUGACAAACUCCGCUCUCUGAAGACUCCCACGGAACUCGAGAUCAUAGACAAGGAGGCUGAUGAUGUGCUGGAACGUAUGAUGGACGAGCGGUCAGCGACAGAGAUCAAGACCCUAUGUGGUCACAAUGGCCCUGUCUACUCCAUCAGCUUCAGCCCAGACAAACACAACCUUGUCUCCGCCUCUGCUGAUGGAACCAUUCGCCUGUGGAGUUUGCAGACAUGGACCAACCUGGUGUGUUACAAGGGCCACAACUACCCUGUGUGGGAUGUGAAGUUCAGUCCCCAUGGCCACUACUUCGUGUCCUGUGGACAUGACCGGACAGCCAGGCUCUGGUCAACUGACCACUACCAGCCUCUCAGGGUAUUCGCAGGCCACCUCUCUGAUGUGGAUAGUGUCCAGUUUCACCCAAACUCCAACUACGUUGCCACGGGCAGCAGUGACAAGAUGGUGCGGCUCUGGGACGUCCAGAGUGGAAACUGUGUCAGAGUCAUGUCAGGCCACAAGGGAGCAGUGCAUUGCCUGUGUUUCUCCCCUGAUGGUCGCACUUUGGCUUCAUCAGGUGUGGACCAGGUGGUGACACUGUGGGAGCUGGCUAGUGGCACGAUGCUGGCACAGAUGAAGGGGCACACAGACAGUGUGUAUUGCCUCUGCUUCAGCAGGGACGGGGGCAUCCUCUCAUCAGGUAGUCUAGACAACACUGUACGAGUGUGGGACAUCAAGAAGGUCUACGAGGAGCUGGACUCUGACUCAGACGCUAACAUUCCAAGCACAUUGCAUGUCAAUGACAGCCCAAGUCUACUUAUAACUACCUACAAGACAAAGAGCACACCCGUGUUGACCCUCCACUUCACUCGACGCAACUUGCUGCUAGGCAGUGGGGCAUUCUCCAUCACUUGAACCUGGGCACACAAGGGUCUUCUGAUGUCUCAUGAUGGAGGAUUGUCUGAUUGCUACUGUGAUGGUCUGGUAAAAUAGGGCUCCACAAGAGUCAACCCAAAGAAUCAGUUGGUCAAACUCAGUGACUUGGUUGAUUUCAUGGAUCAUAACCGAUAGCAUGGAUCAUUGCUCACAAUAUGGAUCAAUGGAUUGUCUGCUUCAGACUUGAUUACAUACAGGCUGCAUCAUAUAGCUAGAAAUAUUGCUCACUGCAGCGUUAAACAACAGACAAAUACUUUGAUGGCUAUUCGUUGAGCAGUCUUUGUCUUGGAUCGGAAUAAAAACCAAAGUAGAUAGAAGGAGGAAUCAUCACAGGAUCUGUCACCUGAACACAGCUGGAGAUGCUGGUCAUCUCUUGCAUGGUCUCCGAGGUAGCCAAGUGGGUCAAGCGUUCACUCAUUUAGCAUUUAGCUAAUGGUGUGGGUUCUAUUCCCAUAAUAGGUAGAAUGUGUGAAGCCAAUAUUGAAAUUUCACUUACUAAGCUGAUAGUGCUGGUUCUAUUCCCAUAAUGGGUAGAAUUUGUGAAGUCCAUGUUGUUGCAAAAGGGGCACAACUUGAAUGGAUGCAAUGUAUGUGUUGUCACUCACUCUCACGCUGUUGACUCAAAAAUAGAAUCAUCCCAGGCCCUGAGAAGGGGUGUAGAAUGUAUGGUCUGAAAGUCUGAAUGGUUACGCAUGGGAAGUGCUAUUUCAUGUAGAUCGACUGAAAGAAUGCAAGGACUGUUGUGUAUGAUGAACUAUUUGAUGCUGAAGUGUUGAGGAUCUCCAGGCUGCACACUUCCAGGUACAUUUUACAAGAAGGAACAUUGAGGAACGUGUAGUGCUGCUUCACCAGCAACAGAGAUUGUUUGUGGGUUGGAAAAUUUCUGUGAAAUUAUUCAAUCUACCUUGUGACCUGAGAUCCUCCACUGUCAUUUCAACUAAGCAGUCUUGGUGCUGAGAUGAUCGUAUUUUAACAUAGACUUACGGGGAAACAUUGAUCUUCGUAGCACGAAGAUCAUUUUGCGGAACAGUGCUCUAAUAUGUUUCAACAUUUGUCACCUCGGUACCAAGCAAUAUUGUAAUGCAGUAGGAAAUCAACAGGACUUCCUUAAGUUCGCGAUGAUUGUGUGUAUCUCCACAUUAUGGCCUGAUGUAGAAUGUCUGGGAGAUAUUGCCAUACCCUCAUUGUUCAUGUGAAGUACAUAUAUUGGUGAAACUGCCUAUUGACAUACGAAUAAAUAUUUAUAUAAAA